Messenger RNA from Ceraceosorus guamensis, 918 nucleotides. RefSeq lists its product as hypothetical. The record is from RefSeq and is a predicted model, not a curated record. The coding region runs from base 123 to 779 and encodes 218 amino acids. The transcript is spliced from 2 exons. Lineage: Eukaryota; Fungi; Basidiomycota; Exobasidiomycetes; Ceraceosorales; Ceraceosoraceae.
UCGACGAAACGAAAAAAAAAAAAAGACUUCACGUUGCUUGUAGCCCUUGACUCGUCACCCUGCGCCUAUCGACAUCCGAGACUAGAGUCAGCCAUCCACCAGCUUCAUUCGAAGAACACGACAUGUCUUGCCAACUUCCACCAGAGAUUGUAGCAUUCAUCUUCAAGCUUGCCUUGCAUGGUCCAGAUGCCACCGCUUGUGCCUUGACAUUGGCGCCGGUGUGCCGAGCAUGCCUUCCCGAUGCCCGUGAAGCACUGUAUCAUACGCCCAACCUCACUCGACACAACAUUGCACGUUUCUUGGAGACGAUGACUGGCUCGGUCAUCGGCGAACCGGCGCCCCACAAAUUGGUCCGCAGAUUGGUCUUUUGCACCACUACGAUGCAAGCGUCGGAGCGACGACUGGCAAGACGACGGUCAGAGCUUGGUAGAUAUGCAGGUUCUGCUUCCCUCAGGAGUGCCGCUGUAUCGACCGGCGCCAAUGCCGUUGCCAACAUUCACGACAGUCAUAACCAUCCGAGCCUUCGACAAGUCCUCGCAACUCUCAUUUGUUGCAAGCAUACGCUCGAAGAGCUCAUGCUUGACCUCACCUGCUCCGCGGUGGCUUGUUCCUGGACGCACUCGCUCAACGAUGACCUCUCCGAGUUUGAACAUGAGCUGGCUUCGCUCUCCAAGCUGCGCGAACUGUCUAUUCGCUCGCCCAAGGGUUGUGAGUCCAGAAGUGAAAACGUGCUCGCCAUUAUUGCUGACCCUCACUACCCUGUCGAUUGCUCGCUAUAGACAUUCCACCUGGGGCGCGCCGACUGUUGCGAGCCGGUCUGGGACGCAACGAGGCGCUGCACAAGCUGAACCUCUUUUGGACUCAUCCCGGCCCUCUGGAAGCCAACACGCAAUCGCUGCGCGAGACACUCUCGGCGUG